Molecule: messenger RNA, 2364 nt
Organism: Peronospora belbahrii
Lineage: Eukaryota; Oomycota; Peronosporomycetes; Peronosporales; Peronosporaceae
Source: the annotation of a GenBank genome assembly
AUGGGUGAACUUGUGGACAAUUUUCCAAUUGAAACCGAGAGUCGAUCCUCAAUUUCUGAUUUUGGCAAACUUCUCUUUACUGAAGGACAAACUACGACCAACUCGACCAAUAAUUCAACCAAUUCAAUUACUAACAAUAGUACGAAUACUACGAGUUCUACUUACUCGUAUUCGAUCAAGACGGAAAUGAAGAAUAGAGGUGCAGCAAUUCAAACUGGAAGUAAACGUGUGUUUACUGAAAUAAAAGGCAUUCCACGACAGAAACAACAUGAUAUUAUGAAAACAAAAGAUAAAGCAAUACCGAAACGCUGGACACAAGAUGAAGAUGAAAAAUUGAGAAUAGCGGUAGGACGACAUGGUGAACGAAAUUGGAAAUCCAUUGCGGAAGAAGUACCGGGUCGUAAUCAUACUCAAUGUUUACAAAGAUGGACAAAAGUCUUAGCUCCUGGACUUGUAAAAGGACAUUGGCGACCAGAUGAAGAUGAAUUACUGAAGGAGCUUGUAGCAGAAGGUCGUAAAAAUUGGGGUCAAGUUGCGACGCGAAUUCCUGGCCGUACGUCAAAACAGUGUCGAGAACGUUGGUAUAAUCAUCUUGAUCCGAGUAUCAUACGUGGAGAAUAUACGCAAGAGGAAGACCGUAUGAUUUUGGACGCACAAGCCAGAUUAGGGAAUCGUUGGUCAGCUAUUGCUGCUAUGUUGCCUGGACGCACUGAGGAUGCUGUAAAGAUUCGAUGGAAAUCGCUCUGUAGAGUGCGGAAAGGACAAGGACGACGUGGACAUACUGAUAAAGGUAAAGCAGCUGACAAAGGUGCCAUGGAAAUGUCAAGACAGAUGGUGCAGCAAGGCGACACGAGUUUUGACAACGAUAUGGUCAAGAGUGAAGAAGUUGCUCCAUUCUCGAUGCACGCACAGCAACAUGGUGCGCAAAUGGUACGACUCCCGAACGUUCAGAUGAUGUCAGCUACGAGCAUGCAGCAGUCGAAUGGCCAGCAUUAUCACCAGACCAUGAUGGGUGGAAACGGCAUGAUGUAUUUAACUGAUAUGAGCGGCGGUGGAUAUGAUCCUACCAUGGUGCAUUAUCGAAAGCCUCCCAUGCAGCAAUACAUUGUGAACAGUCUACUGCAUGCAUUGCCACCUUCAGGACCCAUAGCAAGCAGUAGCGCUCAGGAUUUUUCGGUCGAACGUCGGUCUAACGCGGAUUAUUCAGUUGAACGUCGAUCUAACAUGGAGUAUCCAAGUCCUUCUCCAACUUAUGCUUCAAACAUGAAUAAUGGCAUGUAUACGACGGGAUCAUUAACACCUAGAGGAGGCACGAGCAAUGGACAAAUGUAUGGUAAUGGGACUCUACAAAUGAAUACUUAUCGUCCUGAAGCGAUAUAUAGUAUGCCACUGCCAUCGCAUCAGCCUCAGCAGCAUAUGUCACAGUCUUCACACGUGCAGAUGAUGUCUUACAACUACCGAAUGACGUCGAGGCCGAGCUCGGCUGAAAACCUGAACGGAGAAUCCGCAGCAAGUCACCCGGCGCAAUUUAGUAACAACGUAAUGAACAAAUCUGGAGCUGGAUUUUUGCAACAUCACCAACAGCAAGAACAGCACCAGUAUGUCGAUCGCUCGCCACCCGUUCCUCAUUAUCAGGCUCAAGAGCACCACCAUUCAGCGCAGCACCAUGUUCGCACUCACGAGCAGAAGCAGGAAAAUUUGAAGGAGUCGUCGGUAUCGCACCAGGUUCAUUUGAAGCAGUCGGGUACAAGUGGAGACGAAAUAAAACAGGAAUCGCGGCCUGGACAUACUCCGUCUAGCCAAGCAAUGCCAAAAAACCCUGCUGCAAUGUUUGCGCGUAGCCAAGCCGCCAAGGCAUCCCCUCUUGCUGCCAACGGCAACCCAGUGGCCGCUUUCCUGCAGAUGCAAUACCAUCAGAAGCGCAAUGAGCAACCUAACAGUGGUAGUAAGAUAGCUCAAGCGGGCCCACAGAGGCCGUUCAACCCAGCGGCGACAUUUGCCCAGCGGUUUCAAGCGGGACAAAAUCCAUCGGUACUUAAGAGCAGCAGCGCAGGCUCUACCAAAACUAGCGAUGACCCAGCGAACGAGGACGAGGACAGUGAGAAUGGCUUGGGUUGUAGGACAACCGAGCCUUCGCUUAAAAAGGUCAAGCCGAGGCUCAGUAUUGAUGCUGCUCGAGCUUCCGCCGCCCGGCGAAUGCGCAACUCGGGCAGUGGCGCUAGUUUGUCUGGUCGCGGAAGUCUGGAUGUGUUUUUGAACGAGAUUGGUGACGUCGGGCGAUUGUCAGACCUCAAGAUGGACGAAUUUCAUACUCUGGAUGAGUUGUGGCGAGUCUCAGGCGACAUGGACCGGCUGUCGCUAUGA